AUGGAGGCUGAUUUAAAAAUACCAACCAAUGGUAAUAGACAAUUAGUUCCUGUUCUUAGACCAAAAUGUGUAAAUGGAUUUGCUACUCUCAAUAAUUCCGGACGCGUACUUGUUUCCGUAUUGUCUCGUCCUGAAUGUAAUAUUCAUACCUAA
This is a messenger RNA of Heterostelium album PN500, 153 nucleotides long. RefSeq lists its product as uncharacterized. The record is from RefSeq and is a predicted model, not a curated record. The transcript has a single exon. Bases 1 to 153 code for a protein of 50 amino acids. Lineage: Eukaryota; Evosea; Eumycetozoa; Acytosteliales; Acytosteliaceae.